CUCUUCUGCAUCCGCCAGGCCAUUGGUGCGGCUGCUAAAUCCCAGCAACUGCUCCCGCUGCCUCCUCCCCUUUGUGUCUCCACAAAGGACUCAUCAGUGAAUGAACUGAAUCAAGCGUUAGCUGUGGCGAUAGUAGGAGCCUCUCCCUGCCGUUCUGUAUCACUGGAAGAGCCAAGCACAAUCACACUCUGCACGGCACUGAAGGCUACAUCCGCUCUCCUGGAUCAAGCUUUUGUUCCUAAACCAUGCAUCGUUGGAUCAGAAAUAAAACUCAGAGCAAAGUAACACCGUCUGAACUGUGAAGCAAUAUCUUUUAUUCUUUGUUUUUGAUCAUUUUUACCUUUUUCUCUUAAAAAGAUAUACCUUGUCUCUUGAUCAACUAUCUUGGGAGUUAAACAACCCCGUCCCCCUCCUCCAAAAAAAAAAAAAAAAAAAAAAUUGCAAGAAGUUGGAAUUUGGAAACUUUGGAGCGCAAUAAACCAUUGAGGGUAUAUAGUGGUCUUGGAACGAACGCCCGUGUGGAAAUUUCUCUCUUGCGUUGGUGCUGUGAAAGUCCGUCAAGACGCCGCGUGCCGUGCUCCGCGUGAAGAAUGCCCAGGCGAGGUUGGCCAAGCCGGCGCCUGAGCCGGCCCCCACACCGGGGCUCUACAUGGAGAGGUCCCAGAGCCGCAUCAGCCUCUCCGCCUCCUUCGAAGCCCUAGCUAUCUACUUCCCCUGCAUGAACUCUUUUGAUGAGGAUGACGUUGAUGCAGAGGGGCGCAGGCUGAAGGGGACGAUCCAGCGAAGCACGGAGACCGGGCUGGCGGUGGAGAUGCCCAGCCGCACCGUCCGGCAGGCCAGCCACGAGUCCAUCGAGGACAGCAUGAACAGCUACGGCUCGGAGGGAAAUCUUAAUUAUAGUGGGAUGUGCCUGGCCUCUGAUGCCCAGUUCAGUGACUUUCUCGAUGGGAUGGGCCCAGCUCAGUUUGUGGGGCGACAGACUUUGGCAACAACGUCCAUGGGUGAUGUGGAGAUUGGCCUGAUGGAGAGAAAUAGCCAACUGGAGGUGGAAAUCAUUCAAGCCAGAGGGCUAACGCUAAAGCCUGGAUCUAAAGGACCUCCAGCUGCUUAUAUAAAAGUGUAUCUACUUGAAAACGGAAUCUGCAUUGCCAAAAAGAAGACCAAGUCUGUGAGAAAAUCCUUGGAUCCACUUUAUAACCAGGUCUUGGUCUUCUCAGAGAGUCCUCAGGGGAAGGUUGUACAGGUAAUCGUUUGGGGGAACUACGGACGAAUGGAUCGCAAAUGUUUCAUGGGCGUGGCUCGCAUCUUACUGGAGGAGCUGGAUUUGUCGAACAUGGUGAUUGGCUGGUACAAGCUUUUCCCCACCUCCUCCAUGGUGGACCCCACGAUGGCGCCUCUGAUUCGCCACUCCUCCCAGCUGUCACUGGAGAGCACAGUGGGACCCUGUUGUGACCGCUCCUAAUAGCAACGGGUGCAGACUCACCUUUUUUGUACCUUUUUUCUUUGUGUGCGUCCCUCCUGCCCAGGGUCCCUCGGACCUCAGAGCGCUGUCUGCAUGACGUCAGUUCCCGGCUCUGAAGCGGAGGGCAGGUGAUGAUGGCAUUGUAUUGUUUCUGCUAGGAAGGUCAUGAAAAGGGGGGCAGGGACACAGAAGGACCGGGACACUUUAGCAGUGGACACGUGGCCCGAACUCUGACUACCACCCGAUUUAUAUUCUUGGCCUGGGCUUUGCUUAAGGCCCCCGGGGUGAAGCUCGCAGUCUCAUUGGUGUAAUACCUCACAGUGGUCUCAUUGGAGGAUCAAUAUCUGCCUUGGAGAUUACCGUAAAGAUCACUGGCUCGAGAGCACGUGACUUAAAAAUGUUUCUGCCACACUGUAGGGCGUGUGCAAUAUUGAAGCGAUAACUGGUAUUCCAACAAGUAAAGCUAUAAAAAAAGUCUAAAUAUCCUAUGUUACACAAAGCAGAUCACGGUUUCCUACAGUCACAGGAGUAGGCUGUGACAAAAGCAGGCUUGGGUGCUGGAUCUGUGUUUAGUUUUGCCGUUGUGUCUGAAACACUGGUCAAGAAGAACCACGGAUGUUUGUCUUUGAAGCUUGGCUCGCCCUUGGAUUUUUUUUUUUUACUGUGCCAAUUUACCAGCAAGUGUCUUUACUUUGUGGCUUGUGCCAUUGUUCAGUGAAUAGG
Molecule: messenger RNA, 2185 nt
Organism: Megalops cyprinoides (Indo-Pacific tarpon)
Lineage: Eukaryota; Metazoa; Chordata; Actinopteri; Elopiformes; Megalopidae
Gene: rims4
Product: regulating synaptic membrane exocytosis 4
Exons: 6
Coding region: 650-1462 (270 amino acids)
Biological process (GO): regulation of synaptic plasticity; calcium ion-regulated exocytosis of neurotransmitter; positive regulation of synaptic transmission
Cellular component (GO): cytoskeleton of presynaptic active zone; presynaptic membrane
Molecular function (GO): transmembrane transporter binding; small GTPase binding
Source: RefSeq, a predicted model, not a curated record